GUAAGCCGUACAUCAAAACGAACGUACUCAGUCAUCGCUCUUGUAAGGUUUGCAGAGGGCAUGUGAAAGGUACAUUGCUGCGUGGUUUUGACUCGCUUUCCUUCCGAAAAGGCAGUAGAAGUGUUUAGCCAGACACAGUUUGUGCUUUCCUUGUACGCAGACAUGUUUUACAAGAGCACAAGAGUGAGACAAAUGCUGAGCCUUGUCCCGGGGAAACGCCGACUGGGACCAUACAGGUUUCUUCCCAUCUUCUUUUGCAUUGGAGGAGUCAUGGAGUGGGUUAUGAUCAAUGUGAGGAUAGGAAGAGAAACAUUCUAUGAUGUCUACAGAAGGAAACGAUCAGAGCGGGAGUACCAACAGAAGAUGGCAGACGAGCUGAUAGUUCUUGAUCAGCCUGCUGCCAAGUGACUGAUGGUCGGACUCGGACUUUAAACAACACUCGAAGACACAUUGUUGGACUCUUCAUUCCUGCACUGAGUUAAACAACUUUACUACAUCAGUAAUAUUAUUGAUGAUGUAUAAGUAAUAAGAUGAUGAACUCACCUCCAAACUGUUUUCAGAGUAACGUUGCAAUUUUCAGUUAAAUUGGGGCUGAUUGUUUUUAAAGCAAUAAUUCAUGUGAAAAGCAAACAUUUAUUAAUGCUUCAUGUUAAAAACUGUGUUUAGCAUUUUUAAAGGGCAAAACAACAUAUUUGCAUUCAGAUUUCGCAAUAAUAUAUUAAUUACUUUGGGUGAGAAACUGUAUAGUUGAUCUGUUUGUUGUAUAAAAAUAUUUAAGUUCACUCUGCAUUGUUUUCUUUUGACAUUUUAUAAAUUUAUAUUACACCCAUUCAGUACAUGCACAAUAUAAAAAGAUGUAUAGUAUAUAAAGGUGUGUGAAUUUUUUUUUCAGUUAAACAAACAAAAAAGGUACUGUCAGCAGAUGAAUCUCUCAGGGUAUUAUGACAGCCUGACUGUGUACCUGUCUCCUCUCCCUGGUUCAAAUUGGGCCGAUAAAGUGGCUAUUGUUGAAAUUUUGUUUUGCAGGAAAACCAGUCAAUUACUGGCCCUUUAUGUAAGCAUUUCAAUGGAUGUACCUCCACAGCUAAUUCAGUUCAAGAUGGCCACCAAGGCCAAUUAACCCUACAAAACAUACAAAUGGCAAUAAAUAAAUAAACAUAUGGUUUAUGGUUACAUCAGUUUUUUAUAUAUAUAUAGCUAAAAUUAGUUGUGAUUAUAAAAGAGACCUUUCCCAACAUACUCCAGUUACUAUUCAUUGAACACUGCAUAAUGCUUUUGCAUUAAUUGUAAGAAAUUUCAUUUUAUCUGUUGGUCUUUUUACAGUUAUUAGUGCACAUGUUCAAAGUCAAUAUAUUCAUGCCUAUUUCCAGUUUGUUGAAAUACACCAUCUCUAAACUGUCAUACCUGUUUCAGCUGUGCUUUACUGUCAUUCUGACAUCUGGAAACGCUGCACAUUAAGGACAUUUUGCUACCACAAUGAAAAGUACCAAACAACUAAUUUUACAGAUACUUGUGUACAUAAAGUAAAUAAAAAGCUGAUGUAAAUGAA
Molecule: messenger RNA, 1549 nt
Organism: Austrofundulus limnaeus
Lineage: Eukaryota; Metazoa; Chordata; Actinopteri; Cyprinodontiformes; Rivulidae
Gene: uqcc5
Product: ubiquinol-cytochrome c reductase complex assembly factor 5
Exons: 2
Coding region: 163-408 (81 amino acids)
Source: RefSeq, a predicted model, not a curated record